Messenger RNA from Schistocerca nitens (vagrant locust), 3906 nucleotides. RefSeq names its product WASH complex subunit 5-like. The record is from RefSeq and is a predicted model, not a curated record. Gene Ontology annotation, biological process: endosome organization; actin filament polymerization; endosome fission. The transcript has 21 exons. NCBI's taxonomy places the organism in Eukaryota, Metazoa, Arthropoda, Insecta, Orthoptera, Acrididae. Bases 240 to 3734 code for a protein of 1164 amino acids. Gene Ontology annotation, cellular component: endosome; WASH complex.
UGUAUGUUUCAUGCACUGCAGUUUUGUGACAGAUGAAAUAAAAUUUUCCGAAAUUAUGACAAUGAUAAUGACAGUUUAGUCAUCGUUUUGAAUACUUACAAAUGUGAUUAAUGAAUGCACCAAACAAAAACGAACAGAAAGGAAGUCACACUUCAGACAACAUUAAAUAUUAUCGUAGGCGAAUGGCUGACUCAUUCCAUUAUCUCCCACUUGACUGGAUAGAAUAAUAUAUUCCCAAUAUGACAGAAUUUUUGGCUGACAAUAACCCAUGUGGUCAAACAAUCUUACGUCUUGUAUCCAGAGGAAAUGCUAUUAUAGCAGAAUUAUUACGGCUGAAAGAUUAUGUUCCACCUGUUUUCAGGCUGGAAACGAAACAAGAGCAACAGAAAUAUGGGGAAAUUAUUUCAGACUUCAGUUAUUUUAAAAAGUCUGAUGAGUUUGAUUCCAAAAUAGAUAAUAAUGAGCAACUACAAGAUUUAGAUGAGGAAUUUCGAGAAAAUUAUACAGAAAUUUUGACCAGGUUCUACUUAACAUUUGAAAGUAUUCACAAGUAUGUGACCGAUCUCAACCACUUUUUAGAAGAGCUGGAGGAAGGUAUUUAUAUUCAACAAACUUUGGAAGGAGUACUUCUCGAUGAGGAAGGACGACAGUUACUAUGUGAAGGUCUGUACCUGUAUGGUGUGAUGCUGCUGUUAGUUGACCUCCACAUAGAAGGAACGGUCAGGGAGCGCAUGCUUGUUUCUUACUAUAGGUACAGUGCACAGAGAUCCAGUGCUGACAGUAACAUUGAUGAUGUGUGCAAAUUGUUGCGCUCUACUGGCUUUGUAAAUACUCCUGGUGCGAAAAAAAUACCAAACUAUCCAGUAGAAUACUUCAGGCGAUUUACAAUAAAUCCACUGUAUGUGGAAAUGGUUUUGGGUCGUUUGCGGUCAGAUGAUAUUUAUAAUCAGCUUUCGGCUUAUCCUUUACCUGAGCACAGGAGCACUGCACUGUCAACUCAAGCUGCAAUGCUGUAUGUGUGCCUCUUCUUUGAUCCAAAUGUGCUGCACAACCAGACUGCCAAAAUGAGAGAGAUUGUUGAUAGGUUUUUCCCUGAUAACUGGGUCAUUAGCAUUUAUAUGGGUAUAACGGUAAACCUGAUAGACUCUUGGGAGCACUUCAAAGCUGCAAAGACAGCCCUCACUAAUACAUUAGAAAUGUCCAAUGUUCGAGAGUACGCUUGUAAAUAUUCAUCCAGGUUACAGAAACUGAUACCACAGACGCAGCAGCUGUUAAAAGAAGGAGUUUUAGUGGAAGAAAAUGUGUUGGACCAUGUCAGCAAGGUUACAAAUAUCAUACGUGAAUGUAACGUGACUUUGCGAUGGCUUAUGCUCCACACUGCAGCCCCAGGAGCUGCAUGGGAUGGAAAUAAACGGUGUAAACAGAUACGUGAUCAAGUAAUAAAUGAUGCAAAAUACACUCCUCUUCAGGUGUUUGAACUGCUUUUAAACACAGCAGAGUUUGAACUAAAAAUAAAGGAUCUUUUUAAGCAUUUACUGUUAGAGAAACACAAUAAGUGGGAUAGCUACAAAAUGGAAGGAAGAGAAAGGAUGCAAGAGUUAUCAGAAGUAUUUUCUGGAACUAAGCCACUCACUAGAGUGGAGAAGAAUGAUAAUUUGAAGAUGUGGUUUUCUGCAAUGGCCAAACAAAUUGAUUCCUUGAAACAUGACGAUGCUGCAGCCUCUGGAAGAAAAAUCGCUCGUCUCAUACAAGCACUUGAUGAAGUUCAAGCAUUUCAUCAGUUGGAGGCCAAUAUGCAGGUAAAGCAGUUCAUUGUAGACACAAGGCGUUUCCUGAUACAGAUGGUGAGGACUGGAAACAUAAAAGAGGAAGUCCUAAUCACAUUGCAAAUUGUAGGAGAUCUCAGCUAUGCGUGGGAGGUAAUUGACCCAUAUACUUCUUACAUGCAACAGGGAAUUAAGAAGGAUCCAUCUCUUGUGAUAAAACUGAGAGCAACAUUUCUCAAGCUUUCAUCUGCAUUGGAGAUUCCUCUGUUACGAAUCAACCAAGCUCGCAGUGCUGAUAUGGUGUCAGUUUCACAGUAUUACUCUGGUGAGCUGGUGUCAUACGUUCGUCGUGUGCUACACAUUAUCCCAGAAACAAUGUUUGGGUUGAUGGCUCGUAUUGUGCACCUGCAGACAGAUGUCAUAAAUGAAUUGCCAACACGGUUAGAGAAAGAAAGGCUGAGAGAGCUUGCACAGUUAGAAGAGCGCCAUGAGGUUGCACGCUUAACACAUGCUGUUUCAGUCUUCACAGAAGGUAUUCUAAAAAUGAAAAGUACGUUAGUUGGUAUUAUCCGUGUGGAUCCAAAACAGUUACUGGAAGAUGGCAUUCGCAAAGAACUUGUUAAACAAAUAGCUACUGCACUCAACUCAUUACUGGUUUUCAACCAGAAAAGCAAGACAAGUGAACUUAUGACGAAACUAGAAAGUCUGGAAAAGAUAAUGGAUGGAUAUCGUCGAUCUUUUGAAUACAUUCAAGAUUAUGUUAACAUAUAUGGGUUAAAAAUAUGGCACGAAGAAGUAUCUCGGAUAAUAAGUUACAAUGUGGAACAAGAGUGCAACAGCUUUUUGAGGAAUAAAGUGCAAGACUGGCAAAGUGUGUAUCAAAGCAGGACAAUUCCUAUUCCUCGCUUUCCUCCAGCUGAUAAUACAUCUGUCAAUUUUAUAGGCAGGCUAGCAAGAGAACUUUUGCGUGUGACAGACCCUAAGUCUACAGUUUACAUAGAACAGAAAACAGCAUGGUAUGACAUGAAAACACACAAUGAAAUCAUGAAUAUCAAAAGUUUUUCCAAAAUAACACGUUCUGUAGGAACUGCGGGACUGACUGGAUUGGACAGACUCUUCUCAUUUAUGAUAGUUACAGAACUACAGAAUUUUGUUAAUUCGCUGCAGAGAGGCAUUCUAAAAGACAAAGGGUGGCUUGAUGUGUUUAGUGUGGUGUCCAAAGGGUUGUCACCAAAUACCGAUACAGUCAGUAAUCCUGGACGUUUCUAUUCCCAGUACACUUCUAGAGCUCAAAAAGUUUGGCCACAGAUCCUUGAGUGGGUGCUGAAGGUUGGCCAGAUGCAGGUUAUAAAGAAGCACAUAGCCUAUGAACUCAAUAUUUCAUGCAAGUUUGAGUCCAAGAAUUUGGCUUCAGCAUUGCAAGCAAUGAAUGAAGCACUGCUAUCUGAGAUAGCAGCUCACUACAAGGAUCCAAGUAAACCAUAUCCAAAAGAGAGUAAUCCAUUAAUGUACGAACUGUCAACGUAUUUAGAUUGGGCAGGAAUGAGUAACCCAUACUCCAAGAUAUAUAUAACCACCAAAAAUUUGCAGUACUUGGCAUUGUUACUGUUCCUUUUUGCAAUAUCACAGCUGGGAAGACUGCAUUAUGCUCGUAACUUAGGUACACUGAUCAACAAGAAAUCUCAAGAGCCCCUGGAUGGCAUUCCAUUUGUGGUGGGUGUGCAGACAGUGCUGCGACAGUUCCAUCCAGAGAUCAGAAACCAGUUUAUCUUGUACGUGGGCCAGUAUGUGAAAUCGUAUGUGGAAUCUGGAAUAAGCUCAAAAUCGCCAGAGUUUUCUGCUGAAGCUGCAACAGGGCUGCACUUCCUGGAAAUGCUUGUGCAUUACUCGGGCUUGCCACGAAAUACCUUGGCAGACCACAUACCUGAGCCUGUCCUCGAUCAGUACCAGUCACUUGUCAGUGCAUAAUUGACAGACAGUGUCUGUAAUUCCAUAGUCUGUGACAGUUUUUCUUGAAUCUUCUUAAAUUUUUGGGUAUUUAUUGUAAAUUGUGAUUUACUGUUGUAAUGCUCAAUUUCUUGCUUUUGUAAUAGCAGAACACAAAGCUUUGUAAUGGACUGAUUAUAUUUAUAUAUUAUUA